AUGUCAGGUAUCACUGCAGACGUCAGGUAUCACUGCAGACGUCAGGUAUCACUGCAGACGUCAGCCUUCACUGCAGACGUCAGGUAUCACUGCAUAUGUCAGGUAUCACUGCAGACGUCAGGUAUCACUGCAUAUGUCAGGUAUCACUGCAGACGUCAGGUAUCACUGCAGACGUCAGCUAUCACUGCAGACGUCAGGUAUCACUGCAGACGUCAGCUAUCACUGCAGACGUCAGGUAUCACUGCAUAUGUCAGGUAUCACUGCAGACGUCAGGUAUCACUGCAGACGUCAGGUAUCACUGCAGACGUCAGGUAUCACUGCAGACGUCAGGUAUCACUGCAGACGUCAGCCUUCACUGCAGACGUCAGGUUUCACUGCAGACGUCAGGUAUCACUGCAGACGUCAAGUAUCACUGCAGACGUCAGGUCUCACUGCAGACGUCAGGUAUCACUGCAUACGUCAGGUUUCACUGCAGACGUCAGGUAUCACUGCAGACGUCAGGUAUCACUGCAGACGUCAGGUUUCACUGCAGACGUCAGGUAUCACUGCAGACGUCAGGUAUCACUGCAGACGUCAGCCUUCACUGCAUAUGUCAGGUAUCACUGCAGACGUCAGGUAUCACUGCAUAUGUCAGGUAUCACUGCAGACGUCAGCUAUCACUGCAGACGUCAGGUAUCACUGCAUAUGUCAGGUAUCACUGCAGACGUCAGGUAUCACUGCAUAUGUCAGGUAUCACUGCAGACGUCAGGUAUCACUGCAGACGUCAGCCUUCACUGCAGACGUCAGCCUUCACUGCAGACGUCAGCCAUCACUGCAGACGUCAGGUAUCACUGCAUAUGUCAGGUAUCACUGCAGACGUCAGGUAUCACUGCAUAUGUCAGGUAUCACUGCAGACGUCAGGUAUCACUGCAGACGUCAGGUAUCACUGCAGACGUCAGCCUUCACUGCAGACGUCAGGUAUCACUGCAUAUGUCAGGUAUCACUGCAGACGUCAGGUAUCACUGCAUAUGUCAGGUAUCACUGCAGACGUCAGGUAUCACUGCAGACGUCAGGUAUCACUGCAGACGUCAGGUAUCACUGCAGACGUCAGCCUUCACUGCAUAUGUCAGGUAUCACUGCAGACGUCAGGUAUCACUGCAUAUGUCAGGUAUCACUGCAGACGUCAGCUAUCACUGCAGACGUCAGGUAUCACUGCAUAUGUCAGGUAUCACUGCAGACGUCAGGUAUCACUGCAUAUGUCAGGUAUCACUGCAGACGUCAGGUAUCACUGCAGACGUCAGGUAUCACUGCAGACGUCAGCCUUCACUGCAGACGUCAGCCAUCACUGCAGACGUCAGGUAUCACUGCAUAUGUCAGGUAUCACUGCAGACGUCAGGUAUCACUGCAUAUGUCAGGUAUCACUGCAGACGUCAGGUAUCACUGCAGACGUCAGGUAUCACUGCAGACGUCAGCCUUCACUGCAGACGUCAGGUAUCACUGCAUAUGUCAGGUAUCACUGCAGACGUCAGGUAUCACUGCAUAUGUCAGGUAUCACUGCAGACGUCAGGUAUCACUGCAGACGUCAGCUAUCACUGCAGACGUCAGCUAUCACUGCAGACGUCAGCUAUCACUGCAGACGUCAGGUAUCACUGCAGACGUCAGGUAUCACUGCAGACGUCAGGUAUCACUGCAGACGUCAGGUAUCACUGCAGACGUCAGGUAUCACUGCAGACGUCAGGUAUCACUGCAGACGUCAGGUAUCACUGCAGACGUCAGGUAUCACUGCAGACGUCAGGUAUCACUGCAGACGUCAGGUAUCACUGCAGAUGUCAGCCUUCACUGCAGACGUCAGGUUUCACUGCAGACGUCAGGUAUCACUGCAGACGUCAAGUAUCACUGCAGACGUCAGGUCUCACUGCAGACGUCAGGUAUCACUGCAUACGUCAGGUUUCACUGCAGACGUCAGGUAUCACUGCAGACGUCAGGUAUCACUGCAGACGUCAGGUAUCACUGCAGACGUCAGGUUUCACUGCAGACGUCAGGUUUCACUGCAGACGUCAGGUAUCACUGCAGACGUCAGGUAUCACUGCAGACGUCAGGUAUCCCUGCAGACGUCAGGUUUCACUGCAGACGUCAGCCAUCACUGCAGACGUCAGGUUUCACUGCAGACGUCAGGUAUCACUAGAGACGUCAGCCUUCACUGCAGACGUCAGCCUUCACUGCAGACGUCAGGUAUCACUGCAGACGUCAAGUAUCACUGCAGACGUCAGGUCUCACUGCAGACGUCAGGUAUCACUGCAUACGUCAGGUUUCACUGCAGACGUCAGGUAUCACUGCAGACGUCAGGUAUCACUGCAGACGUCAGGUUUCACUGCAGACGUCAGCCAUCACUGCAGACGUCAGCCAUCACUGCAGACGUCAGGUUUCACUGCAGACGUCAGGUAUCACUGCAGACGUCAGGUAUCACUGCAGACGUCAGGUAUCACUGCAGACGUCAGCCUUCACUGCAGACGUCAGGUUUCACUGCAGACGUCAGGUUUCACUGCAGACGUCAGGUAUCACUGCAGACGUCAGCCAUCACUGCAGACGUCAGGUCUCACUGCAGACGUCAGGUCUCACUGCAGACGUCAGGUAUCACUGCAGACGUCAGGUAUCACUGCAGACGUCAGGUAUCCCUGCAGACGUCAGCACAACAAGACUGUUUUUUGGUUUACGGUGACCACACUGUGUCAACUAAAGGUCUCCACCAUGAACCUCGUGCGCCUCCUGUGUCGCCAUAAGACGGCGCUGGUCAUCGGCUCUGUGUGCUGUUUCGCCGUCGUUUUGCUCUUUUUGGCCAAAUGCACUUCGGAGACGUUAAAGCAGACGCACGCAGACCCUCCAGGACUGGCCCCGCGCGCCGGCCCACCACAUCUGCACCACCGUGAUGCGCCCCUAAAACUCUCCUCCUCUACGGACAACUCCCGGAGAGACACCUCUGUGUUCCUGGUCGUCCUCAUCACCACCGGACCCAAAUACACGGAGCGCCGCAGCAUCAUCCGCAGCACGUGGCUCGUCAAGCGGGACCCGGACGUCUUGGCGAUGUUCGUGGUCGGAAUCAAUGGAUUAGCGAGCGAAGACAUGCUAAAUCUCAACACAGAACAAGCUCGCCACAAAGAUUUACUCCUACUGCCCGAUCUGAAAGACUCGUACGAGAAUCUAACAUUGAAGUUGAUACAUAUGUACACGUGGCUGGACCAAAACGUGGAUUUUAAGUUUGUGUUGAAAGCCGAUGACGACACGUUUGCACGCUUAGAUUUGAUCAAGGAGGAGUUGAAAUCCAAAGAAGCGAGCCGAUUGUACUGGGGCUUCUUUUCCGGUAGGGGUCGAGUGAAAUCGGCGGGCAAAUGGCGGGAAGGUUCCUGGGAGCUUUGCGAUUACUACUUGCCGUACGCCCUGGGAGGCGGUUACAUUCUAUCGGCGGAUCUGGUGCGCUACAUCCGCUUGAACUCGGGGUAUUUCAAAGUGUGGCAGAGCGAGGACGUUUCGCUGGGCGCCUGGCUGGCUCCCGUGGACGUGAAGAGGACUCACGACCCGCGCUUCGACACGGAGUACAAGUCGCGCGGCUGCAACAACAAGUAUUUGGUGACGCACAAGCAGAGUCUGGAGGACAUGUUGGAGAAGCACCAGACGCUGCAGCGAGACGGGCGGCUGUGCAAGGAGGAAGUGAAGCUGAGGUUGAGCUACAUCUACGACUGGAGUGUGCCGCCGUCCCAGUGCUGUCAGAGGAAGGACGGUAUCCCCUAA
Knipowitschia caucasica is the source of this 3765-nucleotide messenger RNA. The record is from the annotation of a GenBank genome assembly. NCBI's taxonomy places the organism in Eukaryota, Metazoa, Chordata, Actinopteri, Gobiiformes, Gobiidae.